Molecule: messenger RNA, 766 nt
Organism: Mercurialis annua (annual mercury)
Lineage: Eukaryota; Viridiplantae; Streptophyta; Magnoliopsida; Malpighiales; Euphorbiaceae
Product: bZIP transcription factor 12-like
Exons: 4
Coding region: 45-647 (200 amino acids)
Biological process (GO): positive regulation of DNA-templated transcription
Cellular component (GO): nucleus
Molecular function (GO): DNA-binding transcription factor activity
Source: RefSeq, a predicted model, not a curated record
AUAUAUGUUCUCACACCAGAAAAGAGUGAAAAGAAACAAGGCCAAUGGCGUCGCCUAACGUGAUGCCGACCGCCUCGACGACGGGAAAUAACUCCGAUCUUCCGCAUCAGCCCUCCUUAUGUUCGUCUCUUUCUACUCUACUCACCGAUCUCCAAAACCAGAACAUACUGCCAUUUUCACCGCCAUACUUGAACGAAAGCAGUAGCAUUGAAGGAGCGGGGGCGACACGCGCCGCUGAUGACGAGGUGUGGGCAGAAGAAGAAGAAGCAGGGAUGAGUUUAGAGGAUUAUUUAACGAAGGCAGGCGCCGUUAGAGAGGAAGAUGUUAUGAUUAAUAAUAAAAGAAGCAGAAGACGGAGAAGAGGUGGAGAAGAGGGUUUUCCGGUGGAUAAGGCGACGCAACAGAAACGGAGACGGAUGAUCAAAAAUCGCGAGUCUGCUGCACGCUCUAGGGAACGCAAACAGGCUUAUAUGAUUGAGCUGGAAUCAUUGGUCUCACAGCUUGAAGAGGAGAAUGCUCGCCUUCGAACUGAACAGGUUCAGCAGAGCAAGGAGAGAUUUAAGGAGCUUACAGAGAACCUCAUUCCAGUAGUUGACGAGCGAAGACCACGGCGUGUUCUUCGUAGAGUAAAUUCUGUGCAGUGGUAGCUAUAAGGUUGUUAAAUAAAUAUGUUUAUUUGGUUUGGUUGUCAGCAAAUAUAUAAAAGGUGUAUAGUGAUUAUUUCAUGGAUGUCAUUCAAUUUCUGGUAAAUCUCAUUUCAUAGUCA